Messenger RNA from Maudiozyma barnettii, 891 nucleotides. It is a transcript of the gene MRX19, whose product is annotated as Mrx19p. The record is from RefSeq and is a predicted model, not a curated record. The coding region runs from base 1 to 891 and encodes 296 amino acids. Gene Ontology annotation, cellular component: mitochondrial inner membrane. The transcript has a single exon. Lineage: Eukaryota; Fungi; Ascomycota; Saccharomycetes; Saccharomycetales; Saccharomycetaceae. Gene Ontology annotation, biological process: potassium ion transport; proton transmembrane transport.
AUGUUAACAAGGAGAUUUGUUGGUAAUCUGUCAAAUAUCGCAACAAAGGGAUCCAUAUUAGAGAGAUAUUUAAAUGAUCCCUUGAAGUUGGUCAUAAUACCGAUAAAUAAACAUAAAUUGUUUGUAUAUUGUAAACAUCAUGAUAGUUUACAGAAUAAGAAAUCAAGGAUUCAAACAACUGAAAAAUGGGUAGUGAAUAAAUUUACUUCUUUAUGGUUAAAAUUGGUAAAUUCUCCGAAAUCGUAUAACCAAAAGAUUGUCAAAUGGGUUAACCAAACAAUAGAUAGGAUUCCUUGGCCUGAAGCAUCUCUACUGACAAUCCCCGGAGAGAGUUAUAUAUUGAAGCGAUUAUUGCAUGAUGAGGGUCAAGACAUAUUACAACAUUCUCCAUCAAGACAUGUUACAACAAAAGAAUAUAAAAAUUUGAAACCAAAACCAAGAAUUCAACCAAUUAAUUUAUACUUCCCAUUAACUGAUUCGUGGAAAUCAGAUUCGAUAUUGAAAGAAUUACGGACGUUUUCUGAAAUGGGAAUUACUAAUUAUAAAAAGAGAACUAUGGUAUAUCUGUCAUUAAUUCCUUUCACCUUACCAAUUGGAUUACUUCCAAUUGUACCUAACAUCCCAGGAUUUUAUUUAGCCUAUAGAUCAUACUGUAGUUAUAAAGCAUAUAUAGGUGCAAAACAUUUAAAAUCCCUUUUAGAUCACGGAACAGGUUUUAAUGGAGAUAAUAAAAUAAAUUUAAGUGAAUUGCCAGAUUUUACAAAUCUGAUCAAUAAUGAAACAUACCUUACCGAAAAGAGAGUAGAUGCAUUAGUCCAAUUAUUGGAUAUAAAGGAAACUCGUAAUAUUCUACUAAAAGCCGUUAGACAGGAGACGAAUAGUCAUUCAUGA